AUGACCUACAACGUCUGGUCCCGGGAGGAUGUGGCCGUCUACAAGAGGAUGGAGGCCAUCAGCGGCCUCGUGGAGAAGCAUGAUCCUGACGUGAUUUUCUUCCAGAGCUCCUCAUGGUGGAACGACUACCACAGCUCCACGGUGUACACCGACGGAAAGGCACCUGACAAGAAUCAGCGGGACUUCUGCCUACUGUUGAGCAAGUUUCCCCUGGAGAACUUCGCGAGCCGCAAGUUCGCCGAUUCUCCGACGGGCCGGGGCUACCUGGAGGCCGACGUGAGCCCCGACCCGGCGGCGGCGGCGAUGAAGCGGAUCCGCGUGGCGACGACCCAGCUCGAGCGGCCCACGCCGCCGGCGCCCAUGCGCUUCGUGGAGCGCCGCGCGCAGGCCAAGCACGCCGUCGCGGCGCUGGGCAGCGCGGCGAACGUGGUGUUCGGCGGCGACAUGAGCUGGGCCGAGGACGCCGACGGGCCGUUCCCUCUCGCCGCGGGCUGGCUCGACGCGUGGACGGCGCUGAGGUCUGCUUCUUUGGCCCUCUUCUCCGACGACUGGACACACGACGCGGCCUGGAACGAGGAGCCCGCGGUGUUCCACGGCCACGUCGCCCGCCGCUGGUCCAUAAGGAAGCGGCCGGACCGGUUCCUGUGCAAGCUGAGAGAUUACAGGCUGAGCAGCAUCAAACUGAUCGGGGAUCACGACGUCGGGCCCAGCUAUUCCAGGUGUCUCGGGGAGGACACAUGGAGCUUCAUGGAUCUCCAGCCGAGUUGCCAUCGUGGCCUGGUUCUGACCAUCGUCCCCAAAUGA
Messenger RNA from Setaria italica (foxtail millet), 804 nucleotides. RefSeq lists its product as uncharacterized. The transcript is spliced from 3 exons. Lineage: Eukaryota; Viridiplantae; Streptophyta; Magnoliopsida; Poales; Poaceae. Gene Ontology annotation, biological process: double-strand break repair. Gene Ontology annotation, cellular component: PML body; cytoplasm. The record is from RefSeq and is a predicted model, not a curated record. Gene Ontology annotation, molecular function: single-stranded DNA binding; 5'-tyrosyl-DNA phosphodiesterase activity. Bases 1 to 804 code for a protein of 267 amino acids.